Molecule: messenger RNA, 693 nt
Organism: Cicer arietinum (chickpea)
Lineage: Eukaryota; Viridiplantae; Streptophyta; Magnoliopsida; Fabales; Fabaceae
Source: RefSeq, a predicted model, not a curated record
AUGCAAGAUGAUGAGGAUGAAGAUGAUUUCAGUGACGAUGGUGAAGAUGAAGAUGAUUCUAUUGAAUAUAUUCAAAAAGGAAUUGGUAGAUUUAAUAAAAAGGAAUUGUCAAUUAUGAAGCAAACCAAAAGGUCAACAAAGAAGAGAGUUGUAAAGGUUAAUAUUCCCCCCUCAAACUCAACUUCCAUUACUCAACCUCAUCCCACUCCACCAUUAUUUCAGCCUCAACUCACUCAACCACAGCUCACUCCACCCUUAUUUCAGCCGCAACUCACUCAACCUCAACCACUACCCAUUCCACUUCUAUUUAAACCUCAACCACAACCCAUUCCAUCCGUAUUUCAACCUCAACCACAACCCAUUCCAUCCAUAUUUCAACCUCAACCCUUUACACCUUCAUUUCAACCACAAUCCAACCAACUUAUUCAUCCUCAACCCCAAUCACGACCCAAAUCCACCCAAUCUCAUCCUCUACUAUCUCAAUCCCCACCCAUAUAUCGAUCUCGUCCUCAAUCCACUCAAUCUUACCCUCCACCACCGCAAUCUCAAGCUCAACCUCGAUCACGACCCAAAUCCAAGCAAUCUCACCCUCCACCACUUCAAGCUCAACCUCAAGUUCAAUCUUCAUCUAGUCAUAUUAGUAGUGAAGAAAAUAUAUCAAAAAUUCCAAUACUCCCAGAAGGGGAUGAAUGA